This is a messenger RNA of Cyprinus carpio (common carp), 667 nucleotides long. Its product is annotated as spliceosome-associated protein CWC27 homolog. The transcript is spliced from 4 exons. The coding region runs from base 53 to 388 and encodes 111 amino acids. The record is from RefSeq and is a predicted model, not a curated record. NCBI's taxonomy places the organism in Eukaryota, Metazoa, Chordata, Actinopteri, Cypriniformes, Cyprinidae.
GCAGGCAUGAAUUUCACAUGAGGUUUGGUUGCUAUGGCAAACGCAGGACCUCAUGAUGAUGGGAGCCAGUUCUUCUUCACUCUUGGACGGGCCGAUGAAAUCUCAACAACAAACACACCUUUUUGGAAAGGUCACAGGAGAUACGGUGUAUAACAUUCUCCGGCUCGCAGAGGUGGAGUGUGACAGAGAUGAACGGCCGCUCAACACACACAAGAUUAGAUCCACAGAGGUCGUACCUUCUCCCUUUGAUGACAUCAUUCCACGUGAAAUUAAAGUUAAAAAAGAGAAAAACAAAGAAGAAGGGAAGAAAUCACAGUCCAAAGCAACAAAUAUGCAGGUGAUGAAUCAGAGAGAGAGAGGAUCCGAGAGAACAUCUCACAGAAACUAAAGAGAGACAAGACGGAUGAGCAGAAGACCAAUCCAGACACAGUGAAGAAGACCUCCCGCAGGUAUUGCCGCUGAAUUCCCUUCUGAUGAAGUCAUUUCCUCUGCACAUAAUCUAUAACAUGCAGUUGUGGGAGUUAUUAUGUUAAUGUAUAUUGUAUCAUAUUUAAAAUGCAAUCACUUAGGGCAGGAUUUUGGACCAAUGUGAUUUUGAGUUACUUAAUUACAAACUGACAAGGUAUAGGAUAAAGUAUAAGCCUGUGCCACAAAUCUCUGUGGUGAG